ACAGGACGUAGGUGGCGGCGGCGACUGUAGCGGAUACUCCGCGGCCCGCGGCGGACCAUGGCCCUGGCCGAGUGUCCUCAGCCUCUCCUGUCGGCCUCCCUGGGCAGCGUCGCGGAGCGGGCAGACUUCCGGGAAGGAACUGCCAUGCGGCUGAGCGGCGGCCGGCGCGCUUAGCGCCUCGAACAUGCGGCAGUCCCUGCGGGCGACCCCGGGCUGCGGAGAGGCGGCGGCAGCGGCGGCUCGGGAGCGAAGGAGGCGCCGGCGGAGGUGGUGGCCGCGGGGACGGCCGGCGCCUGGCGUGGAGCCCUAGAAGGGAGGCUUCUUGGCGCGGCCUCGGGCCUCGUCGAGAAGGAUGCUGUCCCGAAAGAAAACCAAAAACGAAGUGUCCAAGCCGGCCGAGGUGCAGGGGAAGUACGUGAAGAAGGAGACGUCGCCUCUGCUGCGGAAUCUCAUGCCUUCAUUCAUUCGGCACGGUCCAACAAUUCCAAGACGAACUGAUAUUUGUCUUCCAGAUUCAAGCUCUAAUGCUUUUUCAGCUUCUGGAGAUGGAGUGGUUUCAAGAAACCAGAGUUUUCUAAGAACUCCAAUUCAAAGAACACCUCAUGAAAUAAUGAGAAGAGAAAGCAACAGACUAUCUGCACCUUCUUAUCUUGUCCGGAGUCUAGCAGAUGUCCCUCAGGAGUAUGGUUCCUCUCAGUCAUUUUUAACAGAAGUUAAUUUUGCUGUUGAAAAUGGAGACUCUGGUUCCCGAUAUUAUUAUUCAGAUAAUUUUUUUGAUGGUCAGAGAAGGCGACCACUUGGAGAGCGUGUGCACGAAGACUACAGAUAUUAUGAAUACAAUCAUGAUCUCUUCCAAAGAAUGCCACAGAAUCAGGGAAGGCAUCCUUCAGGUAUUGGGAGAGUUGCUGCUACAUCUUUAGGAAAUUUAACUAACCAUGGGUCUGAAGAUUUACCCCUUCCUCCUGGCUGGUCUGUGGACUGGACAAUGAGAGGGAGAAAAUAUUACAUAGAUCAUAACACGAAUACGACUCAUUGGAGCCAUCCUCUUGAACGAGAAGGACUUCCUCCUGGCUGGGAACGAGUUGAGUCAUCAGAAUUUGGAACUUACUAUGUUGAUCAUACCAAUAAAAAGGCUCAAUACAGGCACCCCUGUGCUCCUAGUGUACCUCGGUAUGAUCAGCCUCCUCCUGUCACCUAUCAGCCACAGCAAACUGAAAGAAAUCAGUCCCUUCUGGUCCCUGCAAAUCCUUACCACACUACAGAAAUUCCUGACUGGCUUCAGGUUUAUGCUCGAGCCCCUGUGAAAUAUGACCACAUUCUGAAGUGGGAGCUCUUCCAGCUGGCUGACCUGGAUAAAUACCAGGGACUACUGAAGUUGCUCUUCAUGAAAGAACUGGAACAAAUUGUUAAAAUGUAUGAAGCCUAUAGACAGGCUCUGCUUACCGAGUUGGAAAACCGCAAGCAGAGACAGCAGUGGUAUGCCCAGCAACAUGGCAAGAAUUUUUAAGUUAACUUUUAAAAAUAAACUGCAGCUUUUUAAGAGCUUUAAAAUAUUUUCACAGAUAAAGACUGCAAACAAGUACUUUGGGUCAAUAAAGGCAGCUUACUUUUUGGAAAUUAAAAAUUCUUAAAUUUUACAUGUAUUUUGUUAUUAGAAAUUCUUUUAUUGGACAAAAAAUGAGUUUAUCAUUUUAAAAACCAACAUGGCAUACAUACACUUUCAAAUGGUGUGUAUUAGGAAACUGCUUUGAAUAUUGAUAGAGAAAAAUGUAGUAAGGAAGUGUCGUUAUAACCUGAUGUUAAAUAGGAAAUGGAUCCUUGGUACAACUUACAGCAGUGGUAUGUUUCUUCAUAUAUAUCAUAUAAAAUCUAUGCAGUAUUUAAAAAGUUGUCUACUGCUUUAGUGUGGAAUGUUUUCUAGAAUUGGAUGGUUUAAAUACCACUUUUACCAUGGUGUAGUUCAGAUUACAAAAUGGAAACCUUUGUGAUAAAUUUCUAAAUGGUGUAUGUGGUUGUCCAUGUCUCACCCCCCACCCCUAAUGUAAGGAAUCCCUUUUGAACCAUGUUGAGAAAAAUCUUUGAGAAAUGAACUUGAACAUAAGGCCUCUGCCUGUGAGGGAAGGUGUGUUGCUAACAUCACUUCCUUUCAGCCAGGUCUCACUGCAUGCAGCAUGCCUCUGGUGAGGCAGUGCAGGCUUCCCAAUAAUAGCACACUGCCUUCUGACAGACUGGGUUAAGACGCCAAAAAUGACAAUCAUGUAUUCAGUGAGAAAUCUUUUAUAUUGCCUUUUUAUCUUAGGGAAGUGUUUGUCACAAAACUUUAAACCAUGUAUUUCCCUCCCAUUUUUCCCUACUUGGUUAAGCCAGAUUUAUGAUACUUCUAGCCUGUAAAUCUCAAGAAUUCUGUGAACUUCAUAGCUCUUCAGUUAUACUUACUGUGUUGUAAAUAUGUAAAUAUAUUUUUAGUUUAGACAUAGUCUUCCAUAAUACAAAGCACUCCCAGUUAGGUAUAAGUGAGUCUGGAUUAUUGAUAAAGUUUUAAGUGUUUGAUUUUAUAUAACAAGCUUAUUAAAUAUAUUUUUGUGGAAA
Castor canadensis (American beaver) is the source of this 2589-nucleotide messenger RNA. RefSeq names its product salvador family WW domain containing protein 1 (gene Sav1). Gene Ontology annotation, molecular function: molecular adaptor activity; protein binding. Gene Ontology annotation, biological process: apoptotic process; hippo signaling; positive regulation of apoptotic process. Gene Ontology annotation, cellular component: cytosol. Lineage: Eukaryota; Metazoa; Chordata; Mammalia; Rodentia; Castoridae. The record is from RefSeq and is a predicted model, not a curated record.